Molecule: messenger RNA, 561 nt
Organism: Triticum aestivum (bread wheat)
Lineage: Eukaryota; Viridiplantae; Streptophyta; Magnoliopsida; Poales; Poaceae
Product: 54S ribosomal protein L51, mitochondrial
Biological process (GO): mitochondrial translation
Cellular component (GO): mitochondrial large ribosomal subunit
Molecular function (GO): structural constituent of ribosome
Source: RefSeq, a predicted model, not a curated record
GAUGGCGCUGAGGGGCGUUUGGCAGCUGCAGAAGCUUGUGGUGAACUACUGCGACUGGGGAGGGAGCAGCAGAGGAAUCAGGGCUUUUAUGGAGUCACAUCUUCCAGCUUUGAAGGAAAAGAAUCCCCAGUUAGAGGUAGUGACACAGCUUGUCCGUGGUCAGCAUCCUAACUUGAAGGGCAUUUACAAAAACCAUAACGAGAGAGUGGUUUGUGUCAGAAAUCUAGCACCCGAGGACAUCAUGUUGCAAGCUAGUAGGCUAAGGUGUUCUCUGGGCAGGAAAGUGGUGAAGCUGAGAACCAGACACGUUACGAAACGGCCAAGUGUCCAGGGGACAUGGACGACGGAACUGAAGAUGUGAAUCAAAGUUCCGAGAGAGGCUGUUGCAGUGUUCCUGUUGAACUGUUUGAGAUGUAUGGCAAGAACUCUGUGCUGCUAUUAGACCUACCUUUUGUCAGUAGUUACAGUUUCAUUUUUUGUUUGUUUGAGACAUAAUAAUCUGAUAAUAUCAUGUAAACGUGGGAGAUUCUUGUUAGUGGCGGAUGUGAUCUUAGACCAUCA